AUGGCUUUCAAGGAUGAUAAUUUGUUUGCUAGGUGGAAAGAUGAGACUGGAGUUUGUGCAGAGUGUGAUAAUAUCAAUCGUUUUAUGGUAGAGAAGGAUCUGAACUGUAAACCGAAAAGUGAAGGAGUAGUCGCUUUAUUUGGGCACUGGCUACUGUUUAGCGAAAAAAUACCAGACUCCUUAAAAAGGUUUAGUCCAGGGACCCAAAAACGUAUCGUUCAAUGGUAUAAGACUGCUAGAAAGAACAAUAACAACGUGGAUGAAGACCUUGAAGAUGAUGAUAUCGAUCAACUUGGUGGCAGAAUUUCAAAGGACUGGAACAGACUUGCAAUGGCUGAUGUUGAGUUUGGAAUGGAAGAUAGAUAUCAUGUUGACAUUAAUAACUGGUGUGUUCGUGCUCUACCGGGAAGUAGACAAUCUCUCGCUUGGUAUGUCAAUAAUGUAACAAUAUCUUGA
This is a messenger RNA of Paraglomus brasilianum, 456 nucleotides long. The record is from the annotation of a GenBank genome assembly. NCBI's taxonomy places the organism in Eukaryota, Fungi, Glomeromycota, Glomeromycetes, Paraglomerales, Paraglomeraceae.